CACCCAUCAAAUCUAGAUGUUUGUAGACGACUGCAAUCUCUUGAGGUCUCUCAAAGAGUACGACAAAGCUUUGCGAGUUGUUUAUGCAGUCAUGAAGGCACAGUCAAAUAAGAGGUACCCCAAUGUUUGUAACACUUAUGCCAACCAUAAAAGCAACGCAGGAGGUGACUAUUUCUCAUGGGAAGUUGAGCAUCUCGGAUCCGUCGACGUACUUUCAUUUGGAAACUUGUUUUAUGUGGCUGCACUGUGUCAUGUUGACCGAGGACGAGAGCUUCGGGGAAACCGUCACACUGGCCAUAAAGGUGCCUGGAUCUUUGCCGGUUUGUUGGAAGAAUUUGUUCGUAAUAAAUGCAACCGAUUUCCAGCAAUAGGAGACGAGGCAAACAUCGUCAUGCUUGGAUUCUUGAUGAUGGAAAUGGAAGAACAUCAGAAAGCAAUCGAAAUGUUCAACUGGGCGUUAGAGAUCAGCCCUUCCUCCCUUCAUGCGGAGGUCUACCGCGAUUUGGCCGCAGACGAGAUUAACAAAAAUCUCAACAACAAAAAAACUUAAAUGUUCAUCUGAAGUCACAUGUGAUCUGCAGUAUUAGCGUGUUUUCCUUCCUUAUUGUUUUCGGUUUCGUCGCGCAACAUGUGGGGAGAAGUGUUGCAUGUUGAAUGAAGCGACGACAGGUUUUGAUUGCUCGCAGUCUCGCGUUUGGCUGAACGCGUGUUUCCGUCGUGUUUAUGUUCGCAACGGAGUGUAAGCAUUAAAGGAGACAAUAUGGACGAGAAAGGAUUGGGGCGGGACGAUAAAUCGAACUCAGUUCUGUGAGCCCAUAGACGGAGUAGAGCGACUGGUCCGAACAUUGGUCCAAAACUUGUAUCCCAAUUUACAAGAACUCAAAAAUUUAAGCCAAGAACCAAAAGAAUAAACGCAAACAGGACGAUUUGAAAGCCUACAGUUCAGAAAAGUGCUGAGGUGACAAUGUGUAGGGGUGUAGUGUGUUGUCGAAGACGUUUAUUCUGCUCGUUCAUACACACCGCGUGGAUGUGUGUGCUUUCUGGAUUUGCUUAAUGUGCUAGCCUACUUAAAUAUGCGUACACAAAAUAUAACAUACAAUAGGUGCUAAUUAGCACGUGUCAAUAUCUUACAUCCCCUUCUCUUAAAAACUAUGUUAGUUGGAAUGAAAACAAGCAAAAACAAAAUAUUCAUUCGGGCCAACGUCUCAAGUACAAGUAUCUUGUAUAUAUGUUGACAAUGAAUAAAAUUAGAAUAUAUAGGGAUUUGCUGUCUAGUGUUCAUGUAUCAUACUAAUAAUAACUACUAAAGCAAGCGUCAGAGAUUAAGUCUUUCCGGUGACCGGAUAUCACGUCCCGCGCGAGAUUUUCUUGGUCCCUUCUCGGCUUCUGGUAAGGUGGGACAUUGCGAUUUGGCGCUUGAGGGCCCGCCGUAUAAUCAAAUUGCCACUCAAUGGGUUGUUUGCUGAACUGCCUGCUGCGGUGGAUUCUCGUGGAUUGGCGCUUGAAGAUUGUGCGGACAUACUUCCUUGAGGAGUGCAACUCGACAAGUUGUUUGCUAAGGUGUUGGAAACAUUAUUUGGUCUAAGAUGCAGGGUUUUCCCUACAAUUUUUCCUUUGAGAGUCUCUUGGACUCCUUCAACCUAAGGUUGAGGGUCCAGAAGAAAAACAUGGGGGUCCCACGGUUAGAGUUUUAAAUUCCAGGAGAACAAUCUAAUCUUUUGGCCUUCCCCUUUUAGUAAAGUUUCUUCCCGAGGCAAUAACAGACUGGUACAUGCAUGUAGUGGUUUGGGAAAUACAUUACUGUACUGUAUUCCCUAAUUUCUUUUCAAUGGAGACGUCACAUGUUUCAUCAAGCAUCAGUCCAAUAACAGGUGUGCGAGAAUCAUUUAGUUUUUUUUAUCAAGUUAUCUUCAACACAUUUGGCCAAAACAGAUUCCAUCUCUGAAACAAUGUCGGGUUUCUUGUAAAAAACAGAAGCAUCACUACAUCCAAUAGCAGCCUUAAGUUCCAUUAUUGGAAUAAAGUUAUCAGCAGCAAUGUUGUUCUUCAUUGUAACAUAUACCGUUCUAAGCUGGACAACGUGUCUUCUCGUGAUUUCCUGUGUUUCAUACUCAAUGUUCUUCUUUGCAUUUGCAACUGCCACUUGAAAGCUUUUUCAGAGCUUGAGGUCACUGAUACUCGUAAUGUGAUCUUUCGAAUUUUGGUGCCUUUUCCAGGGCCGACUUCUAAUAAUUGUUACAGCCAGUUGUUGUGAAAGGGUUUUUCUUACCKGUCAUCUUACAGAUAUCACAAUACAUUUUUUCGUUUUCUUCUUUCAACCACGUGAAUUCUUCCAUCCAAGCUGGAAAGAAACGCCUCUUUUUUUUCGCGGGCUGUAAUUCCGAAUCCGCUAUCUUGCAUUGUGUGCCACAAUGCCUCACAAUCGCGCAUUAGUUCUCGAGCCUCUGCGAGGAGUUCACAGCAAGAGCAAGCUUGAGAACGAGAAAAACAAAAGGUGGCGCUGUAAUAGUCGAUUCAAAGGAGUGAAUGUGCCAGAUUUGGGAGUUGAAAGAUGGACUAUGAAAACAGAACAAAGAAUCCAAAUUCUAAUUUUAUUCUCAAGAGAAUUUUUCGCAGAUCUAUUCAGGUUUAAAUUAAGUCAGUAGUAAACUACUAUCCUGAACCAUGUGCGUCCGAGAGGACCCGUCCUCCUUGCCGUUUUGCGUCCCUUUUCCAUUUCUCAGCCAAACAGUGCCUCUCGGACGCGCAUUUGCGCGUAAGGGAAAACCCUGAAGAUGGAUUCUGUUUCUUCGUAGUUGAGCACCAGUUCCAGUUUCUAUAAUAUACGAGCCGGAUAUCUCUCCCUGAUCUAUGACUCUAGCAGGAUUCCAUGUCUUUCUCACGGGGUCUUGUGCAUAGAUGGCUUGGUCCCUGCGUAGUUCAGAGGGUUCCUUGGUGUGUCUGUUGUAAUAGUAGCAUUGGUUGUCUUGUCUCGCUUUGAGCCAAUUUCUAACUUCUUCUGAGUUCUUUGAUGGCUGGAUAUUACUAGGAAGUGUGGAUUUGAAUACUCGGCCAUUCAGUAAUUCAGCCACUGAUGGUAUAUUGGAACUCAGGGGCGUUGUUCGUAGAGCUAACAGGGCUAGAUCUAUGUCUUCUUUAGUUUCUCUGCAUUUUGGGAUCGUCUUCUUAACCGUUUGGACUUGGCGUUCAACGAACCCAUGGCCACGUGGGUAAUGUGAAGAUGACGUCACAAUUUCAAAACCAUGUUGGCUUGCCAGUUGUUGGAACUCGCCGGAUGUAAACUGAGUACCGUUGUCGCAUUGAAGAGAUUCUGGGAUUUCAUUUUCUGCGAACAGCAUUUCCAUCUCAUUAACAAUGGUUCCGGUUGUGAGGUUGUGAAGCUUCUUGACAAAUGGGAACUUGGAGAAGUAGUCGACAACUAUGAGGAACCACUACUGUUGGACGUGGAACAGGUCUGCGCUCAAUGUUUGCCACGGUCUUGAAGGGAUCUCUGAUGGCAUCAUAGGCUUUUGUUGGGAAUUGUGGUAUUUCUGGCAAACGCAACAUGAGUUUACGAGGUUUUCUAUUUCUUUGUAUACGCUUGGCCAAUAAACACAGGAUUUGGCUCGUAGCUUGCAUUUUUCUAUACCAAAGUGCCCUUCGUGGGUUUGCUGCAAGAUGUUGCCUCUCAGGGAUUCAGGUACUAUAACACGGCUUCCAAGAAGUAUCAGCCCAUCUUCUACUGAUAUGUCAUCUCUUAGGGGUCAGUACGGUUUUAGCGCCGGAACAAUUUUCUUCCCGCUAUCGGGCCAACCUUGUAUAACCUGGAAGAUAUUUAAUAACGCAGUCGUAGGGUUGUAGACGCAACAGCAUUCUUUGAAGGCGUGGAGGUGCUUGCAUCAGGUUCUUUUUAUGGAUCUGUUCAAGGGGCGAUGGUCCGUUUUAACCACAAACGAUCUUCCAUAGAGGUACGAAUGGAAUUUUUCGCAGCCAUAGACCACUGCUAAUAGUUCCCGUUCGAUAUUAGCAUAUCUGGUCUCCGCAUGGGUAAGUGCUUUCGAUGCAAAGGCUAUUGGUUUGUUGUUUUGGAAAAGAGCUGCGCCCAAGCCCUUAAUUGAUGUUUCGACGUGAAGGACAACUGGUUCAUUUCUGUCAGAGUACGCCAGGGUCGUUGUGGUACUUAUCCAUGACUUCACCUUCUCAAAGGCUUUCGAAUGUGAUGGAUUCCAUGCAAAGUCAACGUUCUCUUUUAAGAGAUUUCUUAAGGGGGCAGUGUGGUCAGCUAGAUUGGUGAUGAAUGAGCUCAUGUAUAUUGCCAUCCCCAAAAAGGUGUGAAGUUCUUUCUUGUCUUUGGGUGGUUCUAACUUUUCUAUGGCUCUGACUUUAUCUGGGCUGGGCUUGACAUCGUCUGGUGUGUAAAGCAUACCAAAGAAAUAUCACUCCUUUGUUUUGAUAACGCACUUCUCGUCAUUGAGCUUGUUGCCAGCCUUUCUGGUACGUUCCAUGGUUUCGUGUAGGUAGAAGUCAUGCUCUUUGUCGUUCUUUCCAUAGACUGUGACUUCAUCUGCAAUGCCAAUGGCUCCCUGGCAAUCACGAUACGUCUCGUCAAUCUUAAAUUGGAAGAUAUCUUGACUCAUUCGUUCGCCAAACGGCAUCCUGAGGAAACAGUAUCGUCCAAAAUGGUGUAUUAAAGAUUGUCAGGUACGAGGAUUCCUCACCUACUUUGACAUUCCAAUAGCCAUUGCGAGCGUCGAGCUUGCUAAAAAGCUUCGCUCCUGCUAAUUUGGCUGUGAUUUCCUCUAGAGUGGAUAUGGAAUGAUGUUCUCUUUUGAUCGCCUUAUUCAGGUCUUUAGGAUCCAGACAUAACCGAAGUCGCCCAUUUUCUUUUUCUCUAAUAACCAGGGAGUUAACCCAAUCUGUAGGUUGCGUUACUUUUGCAAUGAUAUCUUGGCUUUCCAUCUCACGUAAUUCGGCUUGUAAUUUGUCUUUCAAUUCUAUGGGCACUUUGCGGGGUGCAUGGACCACCGGUGAUACUUUAGGAUCCAGUGUGAUGUGAUACGUAUAGUUGUCAAAACAUCCAACUGUGCCAUUGAAACAUUCUGGAUAGAUUUCCAUCAGCUCUUGUUUUCUUGGAAUUGAUAGCCGCUCUUCCAGUGGUACAUGACUUCCAAAGUGACUCUAGCUUUUCUUGCAAGUACCCGAAUUUUGAGCUGGGGCAUUGGAGCUGCUAGUUGGAUCAGCCUGGUCUAAUUGAUUUGUUCUUAGUGUACAGUGUAGGGAGACUAGUUUUAGUGCAGUGCACGCUUUUAGACCGAGAAUAGCUGGCCCCGAAGUGUCUGUGACGUAGAAAAUGGAGUUGAUCUUCUCUUUGUACUUGCAAGGGACGUUUAUAGUGCCAAGCUGCUUGAUUACAGAGCUACCAUAUGCUGAAAGGACGGCUUCAUUCUUUUCCAGUGCUUCUGGUUUGGGGUUUCCUUCGUCGUCAAACUUCUCUCGGGCGAUUAUGCGAAGUAGCCUGAUAGGCAAAACAUUGCUCUGUGCACCUGUGUCUACCUUGUACUGGAGAAUGGCAUCUAUACUUCUAUCCUCUUGAUGGCUUUCGCUACUUCCUGCCAGUGUCUUCAAAUGUUUACUUGUCGCCUCGUUGCUUCAUGCAGUCUCAAUAGCGGCUGCAAGGGUCAAUGAUGUGUCUCGGCUUAUGAGAGACUUCUGGACAUCGGGAUUUCUUGACCCCAAAUGAGCUGAUCCAAAACUCUGUCUUGGGCUUCGGCGUUGUCGCGAAAUUGACAUUUUGCUGCUAGAUUUUUUAAUCUUGAGAUAAAAUCAUCCGCUGGCUCGCCUUGUUCUUGCAUUCGCAUUCCUUGUAGUGUGUAUCUGUGAAUUCGAUGACUCGGCUUCGGCUCCAGUUGAUUCUCGAACCGUUCGAAAAUAAUGGCAGGCUUUUUCCUGCCUUCCUCCUUUGUGAAUGUCCAACUGUUGUAUAAAUCCAGGCCUUUUUCACCCGACCAGAGUAAAAUAUAGCUCACUUUUUCUUCGUCACUGGCGUCUUUGAGAACGCUUGAAAACACAAGCUGACAUUUUUGUUUGAAUCUUGCGAAUGCAGUUAUCGGAUCAGGAACGUCCCAGUUCAUCUGUGGCGACGCAAACGACGUUGCUGGUGCCAUAAUUCGCUUCUACUGGCCUCUCUCGAUUUAACUUUAAAAAUUAUUCUUUAAAACGCUGCCACCAUGUAGUAUGUUAUCCAAGACGUUUAUUCUGCUUGUUGAUACACACCGCGUGGAUGUGUGUGCUUUCUAGAUUUGCUUAAUGUGCUAGCCUACUUAAAUAUGCGUACACAAAAUAUAUAUACCACAAGUGCUAAUUAUCACGUGCCAAUAUGUUAGAAGAGGUGAUAAGAUCGUGAUAAAAUACUAAAGGGUGAUGCUAACGCUGUUGUAAAACAGGCAUCAUUUUGGCUCCAGCUUUUCAUGCAACAGUGUGAGUUGCAAGCCGGAGAUGUAUUACCAUCCGCACGCGCAACAAAUUUUUAUGUAGCAAAAAAGUAGAAACGACUUCUACUUUCUGAGCUAACCGCCUACCGGUUAGCUCAGUUGGUACAGCACCGGACUACCGUGGGGGAGAGUGCGGGUUCAAAUCCCGGCCAGACCAACACUCAGGGUCGUAAAAUAAUUGAGGAGAAAGUGCUGCCUUUGUAGUGACAUCUGCAAACGGUUAAACUUUCUAGUCUUCAUGGAUAAGGAGGAUAAGCCGUAGGUCCCGUCUCACAACACUUGUUCCCAGUCUCUUGGACGUUAAACAACCCACACACUGUUCGAAAAGAGUAGGGGACGUAGUUCCCGGCCCGGUGUAGUGGUCUAUCUCUACCUCUGGUUUCAUCCGUCAUUUCAAGC
Molecule: messenger RNA, 6869 nt
Organism: Orbicella faveolata
Lineage: Eukaryota; Metazoa; Cnidaria; Anthozoa; Scleractinia; Merulinidae
Molecular function (GO): protein binding
Source: RefSeq, a predicted model, not a curated record